UGUUCGUUUGAAGGUCACCGCAAAAACUGACAAUUGUGGCGAGAAUGCUGAAUGCUCCGGCAAGGGUGUAUGCUACUCGAAUUCCGCUAUGGAAGAGUAUGAGUGUCAAUGCUGCAGUGGUUUUGCUGGUCCGCAUUGUGAGGAGAUCGACGCCUGCACGCCAAGUCCAUGCACAAAUAAUGGCAUCUGCGUUGACCUCUCACAAGGACACGAAGGGAAUUCAUACCAAUGCUUGUGUCCCUAUGGCUACACAGGCAAAAACUGUCAAUACGAAUCCGAUCCAUGCAAUUCGGCUGAAUGUUUGAAUGGCGGCAGCUGCGUUGGCAAUUCAACACAUUUCAGAUGUGACUGCACUCCAGGCUAUACCGGCCCACUGUGCCAACACAGCCUCAACGAAUGCGAAUCAUCACCAUGUGUACACGGCAUUUGUGUGGAUCAAGAGGAUGGUUUCCGUUGUUUCUGUCAGCCGGGAUUCGCUGGUGAGCUUUGCAAUUUCGAAUAUAAUGAAUGCGAAUCGAAUCCAUGUCAAAAUGAUGGCGAAUGCAUCGAUCACAUUGGCAAUUUCGAAUGUCGCUGCACCAAAGGAUAUACCGGUGCGCGUUGUCAAAUUAAGGUGGAUUUUUGCGCCAACAAACCCUGUCCGGAUGGACAUCGCUGCAUUGAUCACGGAAAUGAUUUUAGCUGUGAAUGCCCGGGAGGACGCAAUGGCCUGGAUUGUAAUCAAAUGCCACGAAAGCAAUGCAACGAGAAUCUCUGCAAGCAUGGCGGCACAUGCUGGACCAGUGGCGCUUCCUUCUACUGUGCAUGCCGACCCGGCUAUACUGGAAAUAUGUGUGAAGAUGAGUUUGUGGUGGAGACCGUCGUUAGUUCCAGCGAGUUUAUGGUCGACGAUACGAGCGCCAGAAAUUUUAAUGAUAAAACUUUCGGUUCAUCGGUUGUGUUAAAGAGCCCCAUUGAAUUGCAUAAUGCUUACUUUGGUGCGGGAGUAUUGGCUGCAGCCGUAUUCAUUGUUGCCGUUGUGGUCGCCAUCUGUCACUGCAAGGUUAAUCAGACAUACCGUAAAUUCUCAACACGUUCUUCCACAUUCUUUCCCAUUCUGGGCUUCGGGCGACGCAACAAAUCCCAAAGCAAACUCAACAAACACUGGCUAAGCGGCAAGGGACUGGGCGGUGGCGGUGGCGGCGGCAGCGGUGCUGGCAAUGGUGUCGGUUCAUUGCGCUCAUCCGGCUCCACGACAUCGCUGACGCGCGGACACCUGCCCUCAGCGCACAACGGUGGAGGUGGCGGUAGCGGCUUAGGCGGCGGUGGAGGUCAUCAGUCACAUCAGCGACAACAGCAGCUGCAGCAGCAACAGCUGGGCGGCCAAAUGCACGAGCGACCGUUUCAACGGCAUUUAGCGAUGAAUUUGGAGAAUGACAUGUAUUAUACAGUUGAUUUUAGUGAAAAUUCACAACACUCACCGUUAAUACAGUGAGGCAGAGAUAAACGUGCCACAGUGGUGGCGUCAACGGCCGUCAACAGUGUUGCCGCUGCUGCUGCUGCUGUGGGCAGAGUUGUGGUGCGAGCGCUGGUGGGCGUUGUUGGCAAUAAGGGGCGAACUAGAGCUAUUAUAGGUGAUGUACGUGUUGGUGGUGUGCGUGUUGAUGGGCGAAGAGUGGACGAUGCGGCAGCGACGGCGUUGUCGGCAAUGACAACGACAACGACAACGACGGCGAAGGCGACAGCAAGAAUUAGUGCUGAACGCACCAGUGAUGGUGCCAAAAGCAGUAAUUACACGAA
This is a messenger RNA of Rhagoletis zephyria (snowberry fruit fly), 1779 nucleotides long. Its product is annotated as fibropellin-1-like. Lineage: Eukaryota; Metazoa; Arthropoda; Insecta; Diptera; Tephritidae. Gene Ontology annotation, biological process: Notch signaling pathway. The record is from RefSeq and is a predicted model, not a curated record. Gene Ontology annotation, molecular function: calcium ion binding; Notch binding.